Messenger RNA from Clarias gariepinus (North African catfish), 5433 nucleotides. It is a transcript of the gene sec22c, whose product is annotated as SEC22 homolog C, vesicle trafficking protein. The transcript has 7 exons. The record is from RefSeq and is a predicted model, not a curated record. Gene Ontology annotation, biological process: endoplasmic reticulum to Golgi vesicle-mediated transport. Lineage: Eukaryota; Metazoa; Chordata; Actinopteri; Siluriformes; Clariidae. Bases 184 to 1095 code for a protein of 303 amino acids.
GUUGUCACCGAGCAGACAUGUUCUACUGUACAGCAACUAAUACACCGGAAUAACUAAGACGCCUUUGUCCUUAUCUGUUUAGAAAUUAAACUGUUUUUUUUUUUACCUUUUCAUCAGUAUCAUGGCAAAGGGGUUUAAUAAGUAUUUAAGGACGAGUCUCGCUGCAGAUGUGUGUGAACGAGCAUGUCACUGAUCGUGUUCGUGUUGGUGGCGCGGCUCAGGGAUGGACUCCCCCUGUCCGCCUCCACCGACUUUCAGCACAGCAGAGAGCUGCAGGAGAGGAAGCAGCAGAUUCGCACCGUUUCCAAAUCCCUGAGCUCUCUUCCUGAGCGAGGCAUCAUCAUGGGGAAUGAGCUGCAUAUUUACUUCUUCACGUGUGAGGACGUGGCCUACCUGAGUGUGUGUAUGUGCAGUGUGUCCGCUGCUGUUGCCUUUAGCUUCCUAGAAGAUGUUCGCUGGCAGUUCAUGGCCAGCAUCGACAGCUCGUCCGUGGCCCAGGCGUGCCGGCCGUACCCGUUCCUGGAGUUCGAUGGCGUGAUCCAGAAGCUGCAGCAGCACUAUAACCAGACGGGAGCUCCUGCUCUUGGAGUCACUCUGAGCACAGUGCAGGAGGAGCUGAACAUCAGUCCUCCUCAAGUCCUCACCAUGAACGAGAUACAGCUCAGUAACGGAGUCGCGAACGGCCACGCCGACCAGACGGCCUCAUCAGGUCAGACUCAGAGGCUGGAGCCGGUGUCCGCUCCUGGAAUCCUCUCGCUCAUCCUCAACAUCAUGUGCGCUGCUCUCAACCUGAUCCGGGGCGUCCACCUCAUCGAGUACACCUUCCAGGACGAUUAUGAUGGAUUAUGGAACGUCGUGGCAUUUCUCGUGGCGUUCGUAUGCUGUAUUUGCCAGUGCCAGCUUUAUUUAUUCCACUCAUCCCAUAAGAAGAUCAAGUCUUUAACACUCCUUACCGUGAUCGUCCUCUGCAACGGCUUCCUGUUUGGUCUGAGGAACGUGUGGCAGCUGGCCUUCCACAUAUCCGUGGCCUUCCUCUCCACCCUCCUCAUCCUCAACCGUAAAUUACUGGACAGGAGCUCGGAUUGCGGAGUGUGAGCUUACACACAGACGUGCACCUGACACCGAGACGUCUGCUUGUGCUUCUGUAAACACACGAGGUAGGACACAUACAGGUAGCAGGGUGUAACACAUGUCUGUCUCGAGAUACAGACAGCAAGAUUUUUAACAGAAGACAAAAUUUUCAGGAGAGUCCUGGACAAAGAGUGGGACAGUUUAAAAAUUUUUUUUUAAUGUCUAUUUGAGUAUUUUACAGCGUAAUGCUGUUUCAUCGGUUGUAUUGUUUUGUGUUUCUUUACAAAUCAUAAUUUAGAAUGUAAUAAGGUCAAGAGGUUAAUAAAGGGACUUUAGGGACAAUCCUAAAGAAAUGAUAGGGUUUGUGUUAAAUAAUCAGAGUCAAAAAGACAAUUGUCCCCUGAUGUAUCAGGUAUUUAUCUACUUUUGCGUCAGGAGAUUUAAGUCCUGUUUUUUUUUUAUUCAUUUAUUCCAGUGAUGUCUUACAUAGGACCUACUUCACUAGCAUAUUUUUCAGAAAAAACCCCAACAUAAUUGCACUAAAUUAUUGUUUACAAACAAAUAUAAAAUGUAAUUUUUCUAGAUGUAAUAUUCAGCACUAUGCUUAUUUCGUCACUGGCAGUAUUAACCUGAACAUGAACCAGACUCCAAAAGCUCUACUGGUUGUACACUGAUAUGCACCAGUUGUUUUUCUUCAUAACGUUCUUCUUUCUAGUCAAGAAAAUAGGGUACAAUAGUAGUUCUAGUCUUAAGUUGUUUUUAGUAACGGUGGUGAUGUGAUGAAUACUGACAGAGGGUUAACUAGCGGUGUGUCCACAUAAAAGCCCCGAUUUCCCAGUUCUGUAAUUUUCGCUACUAAUCACUACAAAUUCACAAAUCAUAAUGAAAGGGGCUCAUUUUUUCUACAUGCUCAAAAAAUGCGGACAAAGCUUUGGCUUUUUAUGACUUGUAGGUCUGUCAUAUUUUUCUGUAGGUCCAUACAGACCUUGUAUAUACAUUGUUCUGUAGGCCUGUACAUAGACCUUAUAUGCAAGGUUUAUUUGCAGCCUUUCAUAUGGCUUUGACAAGGUAGGAGGUGCUACAAAUAAGAGGUCACAGAUUCGAUUAAUUUUAGCGCUGAUGCCUAAACGGAUAAUCAAUAUUAGAAACUGAUAUGCAUUUGCAGCAAUGAUGAAAAUCUUGGUUUCAAAAUUUACAGCACCAGUCAAACGUUUGGACUCAGCUUCUAAUUCCAAGUUCUUUAUGGUUAGUGAUUUAUUUUCCACAUUUUAGAAAAAAAAUAUGUGAGAUUUCAAAACUAAAUAACACAUAUGGCAUUAGGUAAUUAUGUAACAACAACAGUCAGUUGUUAUUUUAAGACACAAACUGUUCUGGAAUAUUUUUUGCACGAACAGUAUUGUGUCGAGCAAAACCCAUCAAGCACCAUGAUGAAACUGUCUCUCGUAAAGACCAGAUGCUGUCCUUCUGCAAAGGAGAAGUUCAUUUAGAGUUACCAGCCCCAGAAAUCACCAAUUAACAAACAGCACCCCAGAUUAGAGGCGUUAUGAAGCUUUACAGAUCAAAAUGAGCAGAUACAUCUCAAUAUCAACUGUUCAAUAUACAGUAGAAUAAGAAUCUAGAAAUACCAUGGAAUUAGAAGGCGUGUCCAAACUUUUGACUUGUGGUCUAAAGCUAAAACGUGAGGGAGCUUCUAGCAGCAUUUCUUAAAAAGUAAACUGAAUUUGUAUUUAGAAAUAAAUAGUUAAAAUUAAAAUUAAAAUUAAACUAGUAAAAUCUAACCAGAACUUAUUAGAACUUUUAAAUUGCAGAGUUUUCAGGGAAGACAUGCUCACACUGAACAAAAAUUACAGAUAUUGUUAAAAAAUUAAUGAUACUGUAAACAAAGACUGAUACCGAUAAUCGUAAACAUGCGAAAUAUCAUCCGUUAAACGAGAGUCUCAUGACGGAAAGAGUUGAAGCUAAAUACUGAUCACAUCACUGACAGCCUUAAUAAGACAAAACGUUCUUUGUUAAUUGUCCGACUUUUUUUACACAGUUUAUUGUUGUAGCAUAGACCAAGCUGACAAACUUGACUAGCUAAUAAGACUAGCUAGCUAAUUACAUACACACACUGUCAAGUCCACCAGGUCAAACACUUUUCAGUCACACUUCAUUUUAAUCGAAGUCUACAUUUCACGCGUAUGAAGAACCAUUCGACCCAGCUUCGGAAACAGUUUUUAUUACCAUGUGUUGUGGUAACAGCUAGCAGCUAAUGCUACAUGCUUUAAUAUUUCACAAAGCAUGCAUUUGUGUACAGUUUGUAGAAUUGGAUAGCAAUGUCUCAUGAUGUAGUUAAAACAGAUUGAACACCUUGUUCAUGUUCUAUGGCAGGCUCAGUAAACCUUAAAACAUUCAAGGGCUUCAUUUAUAAUUUUUUUUUUUUUUUAGCAUAAUGCUACAAAUCCUGAUUGUGGUCUUAUUUCGAGGUUGAGCUCAUGAACAGACUAAUGCCUGAAGAGUUUUUACAAAGGCACAUACGCGCAUGCUUGAAGUUUGUAAUUCUUGAACUACUGUGUAUGUCAGAAUAAAACAUAUUUUUAUAUUUUUACGUUUGUAAUAUUUAGAGAUGACGUGUAUAGCAUAGAAAGUUAAGCUGUACUAAUAUAUUUUAAGAAAAUGCUUGUUGUAAACUUUUUGAUUUUAGUUAUUGUCCCCUAUUUGUAGACUGUAGAAAAUGUCCUGCUAAAUUUUUACAUGAUGUACAAAGUCGGUUAUUUAUUAUUUCUUUUUUUUUUUUUUUAAUUAAUGUACAUUACAAAUGAAGGUUUAUUUCAAACAGAGCUAGAGAUUUACAGUAUGUGUCUGUUUUGGGGGAAAGGAAAUAAAAAUAUAUAUAUAAGCAGUAGUAUGGCAGAGGUAGUUCAAGGAUUUUGCAGGAGGUAACACGUACAGGGUAACUACACAUCUAAUCCAUAUAAGACAGGAGAGGAGGGCAGUCUAUGACCGUAACCACAACAUACUGCUCUGUCUUUAUGGGUUGUGUUUCCACUGCUGGUCAAAAGCCACAGCUGGACCUUUAAAAGCAAACCGCUCUGAAGAUGGAUAACUGGGUAGGGGUGUUUUUUUUAAUGAGGAUUCUUAGCUGGUUUGAGAUAGAGAAACUGUAUUGUAGUGUUCUAUACUGUACACAACUCUCAGGGAUGACUUCCCCUUUCUCUCUCUCUCUCUCUUUCUCUCAUUUUAGGGCCACCAUUAAAAAUUUGAGGUCUGACUUUUUUUUUUAUCUUGGAAUUCAGACUUUUUUUCCUCAAAAUUCUGAUUUUAGAAUCUAAUCUGAUCUUAGAAUUCAAACUUUACACGGAAGUCAGAGUUUUAAGAAAAAAGCCAGAAUUUUAUGGAAAAAAAAGUCAGAAUUCUCAGAUUAAAGACAGAAUUCUGAGAAAAAGUCAUAAAUCGCAGUGUAAAGUCUGAAUUCUCAGAGGAACAAAGCCAGAAUCCUUUGAGUAAAGUCAGAAAUCUGAGUCUCAUGGCAGAAUUCUAAGAAAAGGUCAUUUUUUUUAUUGGUUGCUUUAAUCCUCUUUUGUAUAUGUAAGUUCAUGUCAUGGACAUCCAACCUUAAAAACAUUUUAUUCUUUUUUUUUUGCUUUUUUAAUUUUGCUUAAGUGCCCAGCAGCGGCUUUUUGGGAAUCUCAUUUAGGAAUUAAUUCUGAUUUCUACUUAUAACCCAAUGAACAGCUAUGGAUCCAGUGAAUUGUCCUGGUAAACCACUAGGUUACUGCUAGGAAAUCUACCAAAAAAACACCACAGGUUUGUCCAGCAAUAUUGGGAAUCGUGUACACAGUGCUCGGUUUUCAAGUUUUUCGUGUGUAGAAGUUUUAGGCAUGUGAUCUACAGUGCUUUAAAAAAGAUCCUAAGCAAUAUGCCACUUAUUUCGGAGGCAAAAAUACAUCUGUAACACUGACUUUUAAUCGGAAAAGUAUGACUAGUAUGACAAUAAUGAAAUAAAUAAGUCAUAAAAUGAACAUCUAAGACAAAAUUAAUAUUUAAAACUGGGUAUACAUGAUACUGUACGGUACUGGAUAAUCUUUUAUUAAUAAAUAAAAAGUAAUAAUUCUGCUAUGAAACAUGAAGGUUUGCGCCACUCCUUUCUCAUUAUACAGCUUGUACAUAUGGCCAUGAGUAUGUGGCGCUGGGCUUUUUUUUUUUUAUUAUUGAAAUGUUGGUCUUAAACUUGUCAAUGUAUGAUACUGACCAAAUGAAUGAAGGUUUGUUAAAGCUGCCAUAACUGUAGUGGAAUAUUUUGCCAUUAGCUACAAACAGUCUUUACAUAAGAAAAAAUUGUUUAAAUGAAUAAUUUUAUCAUGAUUUCUAAAUAAAGUGUAU